AUGAAGGACGAAACAGAAACCUUGAGAGAUACCCCCGAUGGCUCGACUGCCGGUGACGAGUCGAAGGCUAGUCUUGCUUCAAAGGAUCGAAAAUGCCAGUACUGCCAGCAGGCCUUUACUUCCUCAUCACUCGGUCGACACCUUGACCAAUUCCUUUUUAAAAAGAAACCCGACGGAAUUCACGAUGUCGAAGAGAUCAGAAGAAUUCGCAGCGGAAUCACCCGGCGCCAGGCUCGAACAUCUACAGGGAAGCACGAGAGCAGUCCUGAACGAAGCCAGAAAAAGGGAACUUCAGAGCCGUUUGCGGCCGCAGACUCGGGGUCGAAGUCGCGCGAGGCUCCGGUGCGCAUGAUGUUUAACACACCCACCUGGCACGCGACUGGAGUGAUCAAUGACAUUCCCAACCCCAGUCGCGUGCCGGAUGGCCCUCGAAUUGCGCCAUCGCAGUCUCGGACAGGGUCGUUGCAGCUGCCGGACUAUGCCAGUAGAGGUGCUAGCUCCACCAACCCGGAUACGAUGCGGGCAUUGGAGCUCGCACUGCGCGAGGUGCUUGACAAUAUCAAAGCUGCGAGCUCUCGUAACCGACCUCGGCUGUCUCCAUUCGACUUCGACAUGCAAGCUCAGACCUUCCCCUCCAUGUGUCUGCAGCUGCUGCCUCCUCCACCAAGCCUGUUUGCAACACAUCCGUUUUCCUCGUCUACGUCGUUUCCCCUCCAGCCUCCCGGCGCCGAGCACCUCGAUAUAGUCCGCCAAGCCCUUCGCUCCAAGGUCGCCCAAUGGCAGACCGACCAACUCACAGUAGACUCGACUGCUGUGCCGCACGUGAGACAUGGGAAUAGCGGGGUGGAUCCAAAUAUGAUAUACCGGAGCGCACAACAGCAUGAGGAUAUCAGUUUCCGACACUUAGAAUUGGCCUUCAAUCAUUGGAAUUCUCUGGCCCACGAGACCCGUCGCGACGCGUGGCAAUUGGAGAUCACACGUGCAUUUGCGCGAGAGGUAGAGAAACGCAAGACCUCAGACGAGCAACUCGCUCGAGUGCAACAGGAAGCAAACCAGCUGCGUGCACAGGUCGAGCGCCUCGGGUCAUGCCAAUGGCCUCGCGAGUUCGCACUAUUUCCCCCAGAUACGCUCCCCCUGCCACGGGAGGUAGCACGGGAAUUAGACGCACAAGAAAGCCACAUCAGUGCCGACUCUACGCGAUGGGACUACGAUAGCGUGGUCGCCAAAUGGAAACGCGUUGUGAUGCACGACAAGGGCAUGGGUCGGGUCGGGGUUGGUUAUGGAAAUCCCAGUCCUCUGGGUGAUCCAGACCAAAGUCAGUCUCACCAAAGCCCUGAUGUCCGGCCCCCACGCCCGGGUGAAGACACCACCUCUCAUCCGAACCGCCUGCGCCCCUUGCAAUCUGCUACGGCUUUGAGCCCAGACGCUGCAGCUGCCUCCACCCCUGCUUCAUCAACCCACUACGCUUCACCCCACUCCUUUGCAGAUCCUCGCAGCCCGCCCGCUGGCGGUCUACCGGGCGGCAUGCCCCAGGUUAGUGGGCUGCCUCCGGCUAAGCGACAGCGCCUCAUGAAUGGCUCAGAUGACCCAUCUGGUCCUUCGUCCGAUCCUGGCCAUGCUCCGCCUUCUGCAGCAGGUAAACCUUGGGGAUCUUCCACACCUCAUUUGUCCAAUCUUGCUGCACCCUCGGGGCAGACGCCCCCGUCUUCGUCCUCCAGGAAUUGA
Messenger RNA from Penicillium verrucosum, 1725 nucleotides. RefSeq lists its product as uncharacterized. The transcript is spliced from 2 exons. The record is from RefSeq and is a predicted model, not a curated record. Lineage: Eukaryota; Fungi; Ascomycota; Eurotiomycetes; Eurotiales; Aspergillaceae. The coding region runs from base 1 to 1725 and encodes 574 amino acids.